Molecule: messenger RNA, 2111 nt
Organism: Penaeus indicus
Lineage: Eukaryota; Metazoa; Arthropoda; Malacostraca; Decapoda; Penaeidae
Gene: APC10
Product: anaphase-promoting complex subunit 10-like
Exons: 5
Coding region: 119-706 (195 amino acids)
Biological process (GO): protein K11-linked ubiquitination; anaphase-promoting complex-dependent catabolic process
Cellular component (GO): anaphase-promoting complex
Source: RefSeq, a predicted model, not a curated record
CCAAGACCGAUUUUCACGUCAGGAAUUCUAACGUGUAAACAAAAACAUUGGAGGCCGCUAAAGAAUUCGACUCGAUAACCUGCCUCAACAUUCAAGGAUCUAAGAAGACACAGUUCAGAUGCAGGAGAGAAUGAUGUCACUCAACAGCUCUGUAAGAGGAUCAGGGGAGGAGCCAGACCCGGCUCGAGAGGAGAGGUCAGGCCGAGUGCGCGAGGUUGGAAGUCAGGCCGUCUGGUCGUUGUCAUCAUGCAAGCCAGGGUUUGGAGUGGAACAGCUGCGCGAUGACUGUCUCGACACUUACUGGCAGUCGGAUGGUCCGCAGCCACACCUAGUCAACAUACAGUUCCGCCGCAAAACCACCAUACAGGAUGUGUGGAUUUAUGCCGAUUACAAAGCCGAUGAGAGUUAUACUCCCAGCAGAAUAUCAAUCCGCUGUGGCACGCACUUCAACGACCUCCAGGAGAUUGAAGUGGUGGACCUGCACGAACCCACGGGCUGGCUCCUCAUCCCCCUGAAGGACAUUCACGACCGCCCGGUGCGCACGUACAUGGUCCAGAUUGCCGUCCUCUCCAACCACCAGAACGGCCGGGACACGCACAUGAGGCAGAUUAAGAUCCACUCUCCCGUGGAGGAUCGGGCCGUCGCGGUGGACAGCGUGGGGGCCUUCACGUCACAGGCCUUCAAGCAGUAUAGUUGUAUCAGAUGAUGUUCUGGGUCCAGUGGCUUUUACAGGGGUUGAAAGUUUGGCUGUGUAAUCUUGGGUGUGUGUGUAUGUGUGUGGAUGGAAAGUAUGUACUUUAUUUUCUGUUUUUUUCUUUUCUUUUUAUAUUAUGAGUUGUACCAUAUUCCCCUUUCCUUCCCUUAUUAUGAUUAUUCUGUUAAUGAGAAAUUCAGAGCAUGGGUAUAGUAAGCAAUUACCAGACUCAACAACCAAAGUGUUUCAUUCUCUAUAUGGCGGAAUAAACAAUCUGAAUCUCCCAUGAAUACCCACCAUGUAUAUAUUUUUUUUUUCUGUGAGAGUUUUCCCUCUUUUCUCUAUAAUAUGACAAGAUACCGUUUUAUUUCUAGCAUAUUGUGGAAAGGUAAGAAUCAACUCGGAAAUUGGACUUUCUCAUAUCAUUCCCAUAUGAUUUUUUUUCUAACUGGUUAUUGUAUGUACAUAUCUUUAAGUAUUUGAAAAAAAAAAGAGACUUUUAGUUUACAAUAUUACCUCUAAACAGAUAUCAAAAGUCAUAACAGUCUGAUCUCCGCUUUAGUUAUUCUAUUAAUGAUUAUGGUAGAGUAACCAGUGUCAUGGAGCAAUAUGGACAAAAUGAUAGAUAAAUAACCUCUACCGAUAUAUGAGAGGAAGAGAAUUUAUAAAGUUUUCUUUAUUGAAGUUUUUAAAAGCCCGAAAUGAUUAUGUAAACUUGCAGAAAUUGAUGUAAUAUGACAGUUCUUUUUGUUAAUAUCUGAUAUAAAAAAAGAUUACUGAUAAGAAAAAUAAAAUAAUAUCACUGAAAGAACACUUAACACAAUGAAACAAACUUGUCAUAUACAUUUCAGUUAAAGUGUACUGAAAACAGGUUAGUUUAAAGAUACUAAAUAUCCUGUACUUCUUAUUUUUACUGCUCUAACUUCAGAAAAGAAUAAUGUUAUUAUUUCUUAACUCGACUUUUAUUUAUCCCUUUAUUUAAUGGUGCUGUUAUACUUAUAAAAUAACUUAACACGAAUGGAAAAUGAAAUUAAAACACAGACAAUUCACAAUUUCAUAAUUAUUAUUCAUAUUCAUCACUCAAUUCACAGAAAACAGUGCAUUACAUUAAAUGAUAACACAACCAUAAAAAAAUUAAGGAGGAUGCAUGAACUGAAAUGAUGAACAGGAAGAGCAUAGCAGCUUUGGAGAUUACAAAAAUAUAAAUGUACAUCUCUUUAUUUCACAACUUCCUUUAGGGAUAAUAACUUCCACGACAGAAAUCGACACGUGUCAAGACCUGGCACGUAUCCCUUUUCCUCUCUCUCUCUCUCUCUCUCUUUGUUUUUCUAAUCCAUCCUGUAAAAUAUAUUAUCUUUGCUGAAUAGUGAUAAGCACACUUUUUAUUUUUAAGAAACUCUCUUUCUCUCUCUCUCUC